GGCAGCGGAGUUUCCAGCUGCCUCCACUGUCUGUGGACACAGCCGACACUUUGUGAGGGAGAAACACAGCUUUACCCACACUACUUGGAAUACAAACCAGCUUCAAGUCGCUGCAAAAGUUACUGGACGCCGAGAGCUGCCGUCGGGUGAGGUGAAGAUGGUGGACCGACUUGCCAACAGCGAGGCCAACUCCAAGCGGAUCGCGGUGGUGGAGAGCUGCUUUGGCGCCGCGGGGCAGCCCCUGGCCAUCCCGGGCCGCGUGCUGAUCGGCGAGGGCGUCCUCACCAAACUGUGCCGCAAGAAGCCCAAGGCGCGGCAGUUCUUCCUCUUCAACGACAUCCUGGUGUACGGCAACAUCGUCAUCCAGAAGAAGAAGUACAACAAGCAGCACAUCAUCCCCCUGGAGAGCGUCACCAUCGACACCAUGCCCGACGACGGCGACCUGCGCAACGGCUGGCUCAUCAAGACGCCGACCAAGUCCUUCGCCGUGUACGCCGCCACCGCCACCGAGAAGUCCGAGUGGAUGAACCACAUAGGGAAGUGCGUGGGCGACCUGCUGCAGAAGAGCGGCAAGUCCCCGACGGGCGAGCACGCCGCCGUGUGGGUGCCCGACUCGGAGGCGUCGGUGUGCAUGCGCUGCCAGAAGGUGAAGUUCACGCCGGUCAGCCGCCGCCACCACUGCAGGAAGUGCGGCUUCGUGGUGUGCGGGCCGUGCUCGGAGAAGAAGUACCUGCUGCCCAGCCAGUCGUCCAAACCCGUGCGCGUGUGCGAGUACUGCUACUCGCAGCUGACGUCGGGCAGCCUGGCGCCGCGCUCGGACUCCAUCAGCCGGCCGGGCUUCGGCAACCUGUCGGACGACGACGACGAAGACGACAGCAGCGACUAAGGAACGGCCGGAUCCCCGCCGCGGCCCGGCCGGUCAGCGCCGCGAGGAGGAAAUACUCUGCUGAUCGUUUCUCUUUCGUCUCAGACGAUAGAAUCGACUGUGGGAACAGCCGAGGACACGCUCAUGAAAUCACUGUGGAGUUCCCGUCUCGUCUACAAACCAAACCCUUUAAUUUUGUCCACUUAGAUGAAUACUUUCCUGAAAAACAGCGAUUAAUCAGUGAAUCGUGGAAUUAACCAGCAGAACUCUGGGACGAAGUCUGACUGUUCAUCAGAGCCGUUCUGCUAAUCUCUACUUUUCCCUCUCGCCUCUUAAUCAGGCUGCAAACAGUCACUACCGAAAGCAAAGGUGCUAAUGAGAACCUCUUUCUAAACUCUUUCCUCCUCUCACAUUAAUAUCAGAUCUUUUCUUCUUCUGCCCAGUAACUUAAACAAGGGGAUUGCUUGUAAUUUCUGCAGGGAAAAGCACAUGUUUGGGUUCCGCCUCUUUCUCGUCUGUCCUCAAGGCACCAAACUGGACUUUAUUGUAACAGAAUUAUGGCAAUUUCUGCAACUAUUUUUAUAAAGUCGUGUCUGGUAAAAUUGGAAAAAAAGAGACAUUUAUUUUCUAUGAAUAACAAAAUGUAGAUUUUUAUGCUAAUGACAGAACCUAAUAUAGUUGCUUCUGACAAAUCAGCUUGUCUCACAUUGAGCAUUAUUAAUCUGUCGCCUCACACACUGAUGAGUUUUGUCACUUGUCCCAAAAAAAACAAAAAAACAAAAACCCUCAGCCUUUAAUGUCACGUCUGCCUUGUUAGAAAAUUGAGGUUAACCUUCACAAAGGAGGUUAACAGUUAAAACGAAACCAUGCUGGAAAAACCAGGGACUUCAUGAUAGGUUGACUUUCAGACACAUUAAGGAGGAUAUUAUUGGUUCUGUGUGUGUCAGCAGAACAGCAGGGAGAUUACCCACAGGCCCGCUCGCAGGAAGGCUUCAAUUUGGACUUUCCCUGCUCACGCUGGAAAUACUUUUCUUGCCAGUUAUCGGUCGUCACAAAAAAAAAAAAAAAAAAAA
Messenger RNA from Salarias fasciatus (jewelled blenny), 1938 nucleotides. RefSeq names its product pleckstrin homology domain containing, family F (with FYVE domain) member 2 (gene plekhf2). Gene Ontology annotation, biological process: endosome to lysosome transport; endosome organization. The record is from RefSeq and is a predicted model, not a curated record. Gene Ontology annotation, cellular component: early endosome. Gene Ontology annotation, molecular function: phosphatidylinositol binding; metal ion binding. Bases 158 to 886 code for a protein of 242 amino acids. NCBI's taxonomy places the organism in Eukaryota, Metazoa, Chordata, Actinopteri, Blenniiformes, Blenniidae. The transcript is spliced from 2 exons.